UAAUAACGGCAACGCUAUAGAAAACGUGGAGUGUUAUUCGCGCUUUAAUUUAGGGAUUGACCGUUGAAUUUUAGUUUACGUGAGUUGUUUAUGAUAUAGACAGAAUUGACGAUAUUCUAAGUGAUUUCUAUGCAAUAAAUUGGAUCAAGUUUGAAACAACUUGCAGUUAUUACAUAAAAUGUAUAAUGGUAUUGGUCUUCAAACACCCCGUGGAUCUGGAACCAAUGGACAUGUUCAAAGAAACUGGGCUAUUAUACGCAAAACAAAGGAUAAAGUUAAUUAUAAAACUGAUGAAGGAAAGAUAGAACAAAUAAAUAAACAACCUAAUAAGGAGAUUCUUGAUCAUGUCAGAAAGCGAAAAGUUGAAGUUAAAUGUGCCGAAUUAGCAGACAUUUUGGAAGAACAAGGAUUCACAACCGAGGAAGUAACAAAGAAAGUGGAAUCUUAUCGUUCAAUGUUAAUGGGUACAGAAAUGAAGACAAGUGCACCACGUGAUGAAUUUGGCCGCAUAAAUGUUCGAGAAACACAUCAGAUAGCCGAGGCACAACAAGAAAAAAAUGCUAAAUUGCGGGAAGCCUUUGGAAUAUCAGAAUUCUUCGUGGAAGGAAGUAGCCUAGAUCCGGAAAGGCGGGCACGAGAAGCCGAGGCAAGAGCGGCGGCGAACAAGGUUUAUGAAUUAGUUCGCACUCCAAGCCCUGCUCCGGAUACUACCUCUGCUCCGGAAAAGAAGAAUAAAAGAAAACGUUCUGGUAGCACGUCCAAGAAGAAAAAGGGAAAGAAGCAUAAAAAAGAAAGGUCCGAAUCUCCAAGGACGUCCAAGAAGAAAGAAAAAGCUAAGAAAAAGAAAAAGGAGAAAAAGCACAAAAAGGUAGAGGCCAGUUCAUCUGACAGUGAAUCCAGCGAUGAUACCGAAGAGAGCUGUUCGUCUGAAGCUGAAUCAAAAAAGAAGAAAAAGAAGAAAAAAAAGAAAAACAAAGUUGAAGGAAAAGAAAAAUCUGAGAAGAAAAAAGCAGCGCUAAAGAGGAAACAUCAAUCAACGGAUAGCUCUACAGACAAUUCUCCAGAGAGGCCAAAGAAAAGAACGAAAUAUGAUAAAGUUGUUGUAGAGAAGAAUACGUUUGAUGACGGUGAAAAUGUUACAAAAGAAUAUCGAGUAAAUAGAUCUCCAAAAAAAGCAGUAGAAAGAUCAUCUCGCAAUGAAACACCACCUAUAAAGAAAAAGGAAUCAGCCACAAAGAAAACUACUAUUAUAGAUAAAAGGGACAAGUCACCACCGAUUACACAUAAAACCCCACCACCUAGACGUCAUAGAUCUCCAUCCAGAGGUAGAGCAGACAGAGGAAGAUCUCCAAGAAGAUAUUCGAGAUCACGACGCGUAACAUCUUCUCCAAGAAGAAGAAGGAUUUCAAGAUCACCGCGACGUUACAAUAGAUUUUCUAUUUCAAGAAGUAGAAGUCGUUCAAGAUAUGAUCGUUAUGGAUCAAGACGUAGACUUUCUCCUAUACAUAGACGUAGGAGAUCAGAUUCUCGUAAAAGAUCUAGAUCUCCAAGAAGACCAAAAGAAAGGAGAGAUAAAUCGCAGGAACGUCGUAGAAGCCGUACUAGAUCCAAGAGUAGAUCUAGACGAUCGUCUUUGAGUUAUUCACCAGUACGGAAAAACCCGGAACGUUAUAAGGAUAUAUUAGAAGAUAAGAAAAAGCGAGAACAAAAAAGAGAUCGGGAUGUUGUUAGACAAAAAUCUCGAUCAAUAUCGAAAGGUAGAAAAAUACAAAUGAUUACACCGCGAGUAAGUUUGAGAUCUUCUAGUGAAGAUGAGGGUGAUAUAGCGGACGAUGAACCGAAACAAGAAGAUGAGGAAAAAAUUAAGGAAUUGAACACGUUGAAACGUUUGCAAAGUGGAUUAGCUGCGAAGGCUAGAGAAACAUUAGGGAAAAAGGUAAUAAGUCCUGUAAAAGUUAAAUUAGAAAAGAAAGAAGAAUCGGUUUUCGAUAUAGCAUUACCGGUGGAACCACCAAAACUAACGGAAGACCCAACAAAUUCUUCUUCUUCUUCCAAAGAAAAAUUAAUAUCACCUGUACGGUUACUUCCUGUACAGUCACCAGUUUCCAGUCGAUCACCUUCACCAGCAUUACCAUUGACUCGUGAAGAAGCUGCUAUAAAAAUUCGAUCGCCUAGCGAAUCACCACCUCUCUUGUCGCAAACACUAUUGGAUAAAACUAGUCCAAAGUCACCUGUUAUGUCGGCAAUUGUAACAACAAUAAUAACAACACCAACAACAGCGACAACAACAACAACAACAACAAUAACAACAAAACAGUUCUCUUCGGGUCCUAGUAAUUCUAAAAGGAGUUCUCCAAUAAUUGUCCAGAAACCUUCUCCAAAAAGUAAUUCUUUGACGCAUUCACCACCUAUCGCGACUUCUCACAAAGAUGUUAUAAUAAAGUUAAGAUCUCCAAGUGAGUCACCACCAUCUUUACCAAGUGACACUAUUAACAAAUCCGACACAAGAUCUCGAUCUCCAAGUACAUCUAAAAGAAAUUCUCCAAUACCUAGGAAACAUUCUUUAAGAGAGAAAUCAUAUUCCAGAUCCCCGUCAAGAUCAUACACAAGGUCAUUAUCUUUGGAAAAGAAGUCUUCCAGAUCACCGAGACAUCGUUCAAGAUCUUUAUCCAGAAAUAGAUCGCGUUCGCGUGCUCGUAGCAAAAAAUCCGUAUCUCCAAAGCAUAGGCCAUCGAGAUCUGGGUCUAGAUCAAAGAAAUCACCGAAUUCUCUUCAAGCACAUUCGAAAAGAAUAUCAAGGUCAAGAUCUUCCUCUGGAUCAAAACACUCUCCAUCGAGAUCCGCAUCAAGAUCGAAGAAGUCACCUUCUCAAUCCCCUGGAAAGUCAAGAUCUAGAAGUAGAAGCAUAUCGUUGUCAAAAAGAUCUAGAAGUUGUUCUUUAUCGAAAAAAUCCAGAAGUAGAUCUCUGUCGAAGGAAUCUAGAAGUUGUUCGGUAACUAAAAAAUCAAGAAGUCGUUCUUUGUCCAAAAAAUCGAGAAGUCGUUCAGCCUCAAAGAAAUGCAGGAGUCGUUCGUUAUCAAAAAAAUCAAGAAGUCGAUCUAGAUCGGCCUCUAGGAUGUCAAGAGAGAAAGAAAAACGAAGUAGAAGUAGAAGUACUUCUCGUUCUUCUGUCAGUUCGGCAAGGCAUAGUCGUCGCAGUUUUUCAAGUUCUACACGAUCAACCAGCAGCGUUUCUAGUAGAUCCUCGCGCUCAACUUCCAGCAGUUCGGGUUCUAGUAGAUCCCGUUCACCGUCUAUACCACGUCGUCAUGGUUCGCCUAGUUUUCUUGAUAGACGUCGUAUUACAAGUGCCAGGAAACGACCGAUUCCAUAUCAUCGACCAACUCCAACGCCGCCUUCAUCACCAAGUAGUUCAGAGAGCAGUAGACACAGUAACUGGUCGAGUCAGAGUCAUCGAUCAAGCUGCUCUCCGAGUCGAAGUCCAUCUUACACACGUUGAAACGUAUUAAUCGAAUUGUCCUUAAAAGAGAACAUGAUGUUCCUUUCUAUUAUAUCAAAUUUGGAAUAAGUUCAUUUGUUUGUUUAUAAUAGCACAUACCUAAGAGAUUAUCUAUAGUUUAUUACAUAUUUCAUUCCAAAUUUGAUAGAUAUAGUUUAAUUCUUCAUAAAUUCUUUACGAACAAAUUUGCUCUCCUUUAAAUCUUCUAACUCGAUAAUACUCAUUGAUGGUUGCUCUCAUCUCUUAAAUAUUAUGAACUUAAGUAUAUUAGUAUUAUUCCCCUUCCGGAUAAUCGAUCCUCUUUCCAAAAAAAGAGAUUAUAGAUCAUAUUUGUAGUCGAUACGAUGCAUGCAUUUUGGGAGAACAAUACUAUAAAGCACUUUGUAUAGUAAACUAAAGUUAAGUUAAUAUAAUAUUUAUUUUAUUAUAAUUUAUUCUCGAAAACGUAUUAAAUAACGUUUGGAAAGAUGAUAUUUUAAUAAUAAUGGUAAUAUGUGUAACUUAUGGGACUUUUAUAAAAAAAGAAAAGUGUUUAAGUUACAUCCUUUAGAUUUGAACUAAUGGAAUCUUUCUAAAAAAAAAAAAGAAAAAAAAAAGAAAAA
Molecule: messenger RNA, 4101 nt
Organism: Vespa mandarinia (Asian giant hornet)
Lineage: Eukaryota; Metazoa; Arthropoda; Insecta; Hymenoptera; Vespidae
Gene: Srrm234
Product: Serine-arginine repetitive matrix 2/3/4
Cellular component (GO): nucleus
Source: RefSeq, a predicted model, not a curated record